Messenger RNA from Rattus rattus (black rat), 5464 nucleotides. RefSeq names its product protein HIRA. Gene Ontology annotation, biological process: regulation of DNA-templated transcription; chromatin remodeling; DNA-templated transcription. Gene Ontology annotation, cellular component: HIR complex; nucleus. Lineage: Eukaryota; Metazoa; Chordata; Mammalia; Rodentia; Muridae. Bases 1604 to 4714 code for a protein of 1036 amino acids. The record is from RefSeq and is a predicted model, not a curated record. The transcript is spliced from 26 exons. Gene Ontology annotation, molecular function: protein binding; nucleosome binding.
AUUCACAACCAAACAUUUUUUUUUGUGGGUGGGGGGGUUCAUAAGGAAGGUCAGUGGUGGUCCAGAGUCUGAAUAUGUGCUCUCUACACUUCACAGUAUGAUUGUGAAAUUAAGCUAAAAACAGAGAUUGUUAAAGUUCGGAGCCCAGAAAGUUCAUUAGAAAUCUAGGUGAUGGGGAGGGGAGAGAAUAUGAUAAAGACAUAUUGUAUGAAUUUUUUUUAAAUAAAAAAUCUAAGUGAUGAUUAUUCAUGAUAAAUGAUGUUGAGACUUAAGCAAAUUUCUUUUCUUUUUUGUGUUUUGUUUUGUUAAAUCUAAAGGCAGCCUCCUCUAUAUUGCUUUUAUCUUGGAGAUGAUGCUGUUCCAUGCCGUUACUAAGCAUAUCUUUAAAGAUGGUAGUGAGUAGUGCGGAGUUGCUUCCUAGCCAGACCAUGAAUGGUAGUAGUUGGUAGAAUCAAGUUUCCUUUGGAUGAAUAAAUAGGUCUACCGCGUUGGAGGGGAUUGUACUUCCUGCCUUUCUCACUCAGCAGUUGCAUUUCCUGUCUCCUUAUGCAGCAUGAACUCUGGGUCUGAGAGUUCAGAGAGGGAGGAAAAGAGAACAGGGAUGCAUUUGGACAAGGUAGGCAGCUAGAAGAGAUCAAAGGCAGAAAGAGAGGAGUUCGUUGGUCUUCAUAGUGGGCUCAAUACUAGAGAAAUCUCUCACAUAGGAUUUCUCAGCCCCAACAUGAUUGCCAUUUUCAGUCACAACUGUUUUAGGGGCUGUCCUGUGUAUUGUGUGAUCCUUACUAAGAUGUCAGCAGUACUACCACCGUAACUGUCCAUUUACCUCAACCAAAAAUAACUGGACAUUACCGAUGCCCAUUGGUAGCCCAGAUCACCUCCAGCUGAGAUGCUCUGGUCUAUGGCUAUCCGCAUGCUUUUAGAUCUCGACAUUGUAAUUUUGCAAUGGGAUUUGCCUUGGAUGUGGAUUUAGACUGAAUUCAAGAUAACAUCAUUUCCUAGGUAAGGAUUCUUGGGUUUUACUAAUUUUAGGCCUUGGUAAAAUCAUGUGAAAAGACGUGUUUCUUCAUCUUGUGAUCAAUAUAAAAGAUUGCUCCUAUAGUAUGAUACAAUAUAGCAGUUAGUAUCUAUUACUUAUAUCGAUGUUAUGUGCAUGCAGUAUACUUUCCACACAUUGUUUUGAGAUGUAAUCUUGUUGACUAUAUUUUAUUUAUUUAUUUUUUUGAGACAAGAUCUCACUGUCUAGCCCUGCUUGUCCUAGAACUCUCCCAGUAGACCAGGCUGGCCUAUAACUCACAGAGAACUUCCUGCCUCUGUCUUUCAAGUGCCAAGAUUAAAGGCACACACCCCAUCAUACCUGGCUAUACACAUUUACUUUAAUCACGGCCAAAGUAAGUUUGACUGCUGUGUAAGGUUAUAUACUGGGUGCUAGUUGUGGUGGCACAUACCUACAGUUAUGGUACUUGGGGAGGCUGAGGCAGAAAGAUCGAGUUAGAAAGGGCUUAUCUCCAAGUGUAGAUGUGUCUCUGCAAAGAAUGUUAAUAACAGAGAUGAUAUUCUUGGACAGUCAGGAUCAGAAGGCCCAAGCAUUCAGGAGACCUAGUGAAUGCUGCAUAAGCUCUACCCUGGCCAUCAGGAAGUGAUUCCCCUUCCGGCCCAUCUCACGCCAGCUGGAGUUGCAUGUGGAGGAGUUGCAUGUGGAGGAGGGAAGCCGAUUUUUUCAGUUGAUAUUCACCCUGAUGGGACCAAGUUUGCAACUGGAGGACAAGGGCAGGAUUCUGGGAAGGUUGUGAUCUGGAAUAUGUCUCCAGUCCUCCAGGAGGAUGACGAGAAGGAUGAAAAUAUUCCCAAGAUGCUUUGCCAGAUGGACAAUCACUUAGCAUGUGUGAACUGUGUGCGGUGGUCAAACAGUGGGAUGUAUUUAGCUUCUGGGGGAGAUGACAAACUGAUUAUGGUGUGGAAGCGGGCUACGUACAUUGGGCCCAGCACUGUGUUUGGCUCCAGUGGUAAGCUUGCCAAUGUGGAGCAAUGGCGGUGUGUCUCCAUCCUCCGGAGUCACUCAGGCGAUGUGAUGGAUGUAGCAUGGUCUCCCCACGACGCCUGGCUGGCCUCAUGCAGCGUGGAUAACACUGUCGUCAUUUGGAAUGCUGUGAAGUUCCCAGAAAUUCUUGCAACUCUGAGAGGUCAUUCUGGCUUAGUGAAAGGCUUGACUUGGGACCCCGUUGGUAAAUACAUUGCCUCUCAAGCUGAUGAUCGAAGUUUGAAGGUAUGGAGGACGCUGGACUGGCAGCUAGAGACUAGCAUCACCAAACCUUUUGAUGAGUGUGGAGGAACAACACACGUGCUCCGGCUUAGUUGGUCACCAGAUGGCCAUUACCUGGUAUCUGCUCAUGCCAUGAAUAAUUCUGGCCCUACUGCUCAGAUCAUCGAAAGAGAGGGCUGGAAGACCAACAUGGACUUCGUGGGUCACCGGAAAGCUGUGACCGUUGUGAAAUUCAACCCAAAAAUCUUCAAGAAGAAGCAGAAGAAUGGAAGUUCUGCAAAGCCCAGCUGCCCAUACUGCUGCUGUGCUGUUGGCAGCAAAGACCGCUCACUCUCCGUUUGGCUCACAUGCUUGAAACGGCCUCUGGUUGUCAUCCAUGAGCUAUUUGACAAGUCCAUCAUGGAUAUUUCCUGGACUCUGAAUGGGUUGGGUAUCCUGGUGUGCUCCAUGGACGGCUCUGUGGCGUUCCUUGAUUUCUCUCAGGAUGAACUCGGAGACCCCCUGAGUGAGGAGGAAAAGAGCCGAAUUCACCAGUCCACCUAUGGCAAGAGCCUGGCAAUAAUGACUGAGGCCCAGCUUUCCACAGCUGUUAUUGAGAACCCUGAGAUGCUCAAGUACCAGCGGAGACAGCAACAGCAGCAGCUGGAUCAGAAGAACGCCACUACUAGGGAGACAAGCUCAGCAUCCUCAGUCACGGGUGUGGUCAAUGGGGAAAGUCUAGAAGAUAUCAGAAAGAAUCUUUUGAAGAAACAAGUGGAAACACGGACAGCAGAUGGUCGGAGGAGAAUCACGCCUCUUUGCAUAGCACAGCUGGACACUGGGGACUUCUCCACGGCAUUCUUCAACAGCAUCCCGCUCUCCAGCUCCCUCGCAGGCACCAUGCUCUCCUCUCCUAGUGGUCAGCAGCUACUGCCACUGGACUCCAGUACCCCCUCCUUCGGCGCCUCAAAGCCUUGCACAGAACCAGUGGCAGCCACCAGUGCCAGGCCUACAGGCGAGCCUGUCAGUAAGGACAGUAUGAAUGCUACCUCUACUCCUGCUGCGUUGUCACCCUCCAUGUUAACAACCCCAUCCAAGAUUGAACCCAUGAAAGCGUUUGAUUCCCGGUUCACAGAGCGGUCCAAAGCCACCCCAGGUGCUCCAUCCUUGACCAGUGUGAUUCCAACGGCUGUUGAAAGGUUGAAAGAGCAGAACCUCGUCAAGGAGCUGAGGUCCCGGGAGCUGGAGAGUAGUAGUGACAGCGAUGAGAAGGUCCACCUGGCCAAGCCCUCCUCACUGUCCAAGCGCAAACUUGAGCUUGAGGUGGAGACGGUGGAAAAGAAGAAGAAAGGCCGCCCUAGGAAGGAUUCCCGUCUUUUGCCCAUGUCUCUGUCCGUCCAGUCUCCAGCUGCCCUGUCUGCAGAGAAGGAGGCCAUGUGUCUGUCUGCACCAGCACUUGCAUUGAAGCUGCCAAUUCCAGGCCCGCAGAGAGCAUUCACCCUCCAGGUGAGCUCUGACCCCUCCAUGUACAUUGAGGUGGAGAAUGAAGUGACAUCUGUUGGGGGGAUAAGACUGAGUCGCCUGAAGUGCAACCGUGAAGGGAAGGAGUGGGAGACAGUGCUCAGCAGCCGUGUCCUCACUGCUGCCGGCAGCUGUGAUGUGGUAUGUGUUGCCUGUGAAAAGAGGAUGCUGUCGGUGUUCUCUACCUGUGGUCGCCGUCUCCUUCCCCCCAUCCUCCUUCCAUCUCCAAUUUCUACUUUGCACUGCACGGGCCCCUACGUCAUGGCACUCACCGCUGCAGCCACACUGUCUGUCUGGGAUGUUCACCGACAGGUGGUGGUGGUGAAAGAAGAGUCUCUACACUCCAUCUUGUCAGGAAGUGAUAUGACGGUGUCACAGAUCUUGCUAACACAGCAUGGAAUCCCAGUGAUGAAUUUGUCAGAUGGGAAAGCCUACUGUUUUAAUCCAUCCCUGUCUACAUGGAACCUGGUUUCUGACAAGCAAGAUUCACUGGCCCAGUGUGCAGACUUCAGGAACAGCCUGCCAUCCCAGGAUGCCAUGCUGUGUUCAGGACCAUUAGCCAUAAUUCAAGGCCGUACCUCCAACUCUGGAAGGCAAGCUGCCCGGCUCUUCUCUGUGCCUCACGUGGUGCAGCAGGAGAGCACCCUGGCCUACCUAGAGAGCCAGGUUGCUGCGGCACUCACUCUGCAGUCAAGCCACGAGUAUCGCCACUGGCUUCUCCUCUACGCUCGGUACCUCGUGAAUGAAGGGUUUGAAUACCGCCUCCGGGAAAUAUGCCAGGACUUGCUGGGUCCAGUUCACUGCUCCACAGGAAGUCAGUGGGAGUCAACAGUAGUGGGUCUGCGGAAAAGAGAACUGCUGAAGGAACUGCUGCCAGUCAUCGGGCAGAAUCUUCGCUUCCAGCGCCUCUUUACUGAGUGCCAGGAACAGCUGGACAUCCUGAGAGACAAGUAGCCUGCCCUGGCUUGCCCCAGCUGCUGCAAGGGCAGAGCCACACAGUUGCCACUGGCAGGUGCCCGGGGCUAGCCCCGCCUGCCAUGGUAGGAGUAGGAAGAGAGACCUUGGCAGGUGUGUUGUCCUGCACCAGCACUAGCCCAGUUCUCUGGGUGGACAUGGCCUAUAUCCCAGGCCUCGUAUGACUCCGAAAGGGGGCAGCUUGUUCCUCCAUAGGCCCGGCUGUGGACUUGGGGCUGAAACUGGGGCUCUGCCUUGCUGCCUGGGGCCAGCAGGGAUCUCUUGAGCCUGUCUCCAGCUCGGCCCCAAGGUAGAUGCUGGCUCCUGCCACUGCAGGUGCUGUGCUGCUUCAGCUAUAACGAAUGAGCCAUUUGUGAGAGCGCGAGCCUGGGAUCGUUAGGGAUGACGCAGUCUGCAAGUGGACCCGAAGCCUGUGUAAAAGCAAAGCUCUCUGACACAUGGACUAUUUUUGUACUAGAAUUUGCUAACUUGGAAUAUGGAGUUUCUUUUGGUCGAUCAGGAUAUCCCUAUAAGUUACUUGGACAUUGGUCACUUAUAGGAAAUUUAAACUCUAAUUAUGACAGCUACACUGAAAAAAAUAAUUGUACUGAAAUUAACUUGUCUAUCUUCAUUUGGUUUAAUUUUUAAUGUUUGUAAAAAGAGACACUUUGUGUGGGGGUGGGGUGGGACAGAGGGGAGGGCAAUUUCUUUUCUAAGUGUAAAAUAAAUGAACAUGCAUUGGAUACCAAA